AUGUCGAUAGAAUACGUUCCGGUGAGCGAGGGCGAGCAAGAUGAGCCCAUCGAAUUGCCGACAGAAGAGGACGGGACGUUGCUGCUGAGCACCGUCGCCGCCCAGUUCGCGGGAGCCAGCGGUCUCAAGUAUCGCGCCGGCGGGCGCUUACGAGGCGUGCGCCAGACCGACGAGCGCCUGUCUCCGCCGGCCGAGGGCUGGGCCGCUCACCGCUACUGGUGCGCCUUCCCCCGCGCCGAGCCCGCCUCGUCCCCGAGGCCGCGCUGCUCCGACCUCAUAGUGCUCGGCCUGCCGUGGAAAACGGGAGAGGAAGCGGUCCGCGACUACUUUUCCACCUUCGGGGAGUUGCUCAUGGUGCAAGUGAAACGCGACGUUAAAACGGGGCUAUCCAAAGGCUUCGGAUUCAUCAAAUUCUCCGAAUACGAGGCGCAGGUGCGCGCGCUCGGGCGGCGACACAUGAUCGACGGGCGAUGGUGCGACGUUCGGAUUCCCAACGGCAAGGACGGCGGAGCCACCGCGCACCGCAAGGUGUUCGUGGGCCGGUGCACCGAGAGCCUCACCGCCGACGACCUUCGAGAGUACUUCGGUGCGUUCGGCCAAGUGACAGACGUGUUCGUUCCGCGGCCGUUCCGCGCGUUCAGCUUCGUGACGUUCUUGGACCCGGAGGUGGCGCAGUCGCUGUGCGGGCAGGACCACAUCAUCAAGGGCGUGUCGGUGAACAUAUCGACGGCGUCGCCGAAGCGCGAGCGCGACGCGCGCGGGUCGCAGCUGCUGGGCUGGGGGCUGGUGGAGGGCGGCGCGCGCGUAUUCAACUGGGCGGGAGACUGGCCCGCGCCUGCGCCCGCCCCCGCGCCCGCCGCCUCCGGCCCCGGCUCCGCGCCCGCGCACCCACCGCCUCAUCCGCAUCCGCCCAACACACUCGACACCAAGUCCUACCUCAAGUAUGAGUGA
Molecule: messenger RNA, 951 nt
Organism: Chilo suppressalis (striped riceborer)
Lineage: Eukaryota; Metazoa; Arthropoda; Insecta; Lepidoptera; Crambidae
Source: the annotation of a GenBank genome assembly